AUGCAACUACUCACCGCUCAGAAAAUCGACGGACAUCGCCACAUCAUCACAGGACAGUCGAAUCUGGCCUUUUCGCGCGCACAACGAUCUCUGGAGUGCGGAGCCCAACCCAUCUAUGUGGGAACACAACUUCCGGAAGCCCUGAAGGACCUGGUGAAGACGGGGAAAGUCGAGCACGUGGACGAGAGCUUCCAGUUCCGCCACGUGACGUCGCUGGGCCGGGACGAGGUGUCUGGAGUUGUGGAUCAGGUUCUUGUGGUUGGGGUCCAUCAGCAUGAGGAGGUUGAUCUGGGGUCAUUGUAUCGACAGUGUUUGUCUUUACGGGUUCCUCUCAACGUUGCGGGACACCCCGAGUACUGUUCUUUCACGUUUCUGGCGUCGUAUGCCGACGGCGACUUUCAGUUUGGAGUCACCACCUCCGGCAAGGGCUGCCGACUGGCCAAUCGUCUCAAACGAGAAAUGGUGGCGGCUCUGCCGGCCAACGUGGACGAGAUUUGCAACAAGAUUGGUUCGCUGCGAGAGAGAAUCUACGAGGAGGAUCUCAAGGAUGUGUUUGAGGCAGAGGACAUUGGCCAGGAGGAUGACGACGCCGAGCAGAAGCGACUCAAUGUGCUUGUUGUGGAGGACUCGGAGACGUUCAUCCAGAAGAAAAAACAACGACUACGAUGGUUGAGCCAGCUGGUGGAGUAUUUCCCUCUGGGAAAGCUCGCCAAUGUUUCCAUUGAUGAUCUUAACAGAGCUUAUCAUAGUUCUCAAGAAGCCGACGCCAAAGAGAGUCAGCAAAACGGCCAGGAAGAUGACUCGGCUCCCGCAGUUGUUGAUUCUUCUUCCUCGUCUUCAAAAGCCCACAUUGCAUUGAUUGGAUCUGGGCCGGGAUCUGCUCAGUAUCUCACUUCCGCUGCUCUGGAGCGCAUCAACAGUGCUGAUCUGAUUUUGGCAGAUAAGUUGGUGCCGGAGUCGGUUCUGGAUCUCAUUCCGCGGGCCACCGAGGUGUUUAUCGCCAAAAAGUACCCCGGAAAUGCCGAGGCCGCCCAGACUGAGCUUCUGGAGCGCGGUCUCGACGGCCUGAAACAAGGAAAAAUGGUGGUUCGACUUAAACAGGGAGAUCCGUACAUUUACGGGCGAGGAGGAGAAGAAUACAUCUUUUUUGCCGGCCACGGAUACAAGCCCGAGGUUGUUCCGGGCAUCACAUCGGCUCUAUCUGCCCCGCUGGCGGCAAACAUUCCACCUACCCACAGAGAUGUGGCUGACCAGGUGCUCAUCUGUACGGGUACUGGACGAAAGGGAGCCAUGCCUGUGAUUCCCGAGUUUGUCAAGUCGCGAACAGUCAUUUUUCUGAUGGCUCUGCAUCGAGUUGACCGACUUAUGGAGGCCAUUUCUGCCACUCCCGGCUGGGAUCUGUCCACUCCUUGUGCUGUGAUAGAAAGAGCUUCUUGCCAUGACCAGAGAGUCACCAGAACCACUCUACAAUAUCUCGUCGAGGCGGUGGAGGCCAUUGGCUCGCGUCCCCCGGGCUUGCUGGUGGUCGGGCAUAGUUGCACCAUUUUGGAGAAGUUGGACGAGGGUCAAAAGUGGAAGAUUGAAGAGGGAUAUCAUACGGGAGUUGGGGAGACUUUGAAGGGGUUUUCGGCGCUUGCGUAG
Yarrowia lipolytica CLIB122 is the source of this 1641-nucleotide messenger RNA. RefSeq lists its product as uncharacterized. Gene Ontology annotation, molecular function: uroporphyrin-III C-methyltransferase activity. The record is from RefSeq and is a predicted model, not a curated record. Gene Ontology annotation, biological process: siroheme biosynthetic process; sulfate assimilation. Lineage: Eukaryota; Fungi; Ascomycota; Dipodascomycetes; Dipodascales.